Trichobilharzia szidati is the source of this 378-nucleotide messenger RNA. The record is from the annotation of a GenBank genome assembly. Lineage: Eukaryota; Metazoa; Platyhelminthes; Trematoda; Strigeidida; Schistosomatidae.
AUGAGUGGUCGUGGCAAAGGUGGCAAAGUUCGUAGUAAGGCUAAGACAAGGUCAGCCCGUGCUGGUCUUCAAUUCCCAGUCGGUCGUGUCCAUCGUUUACUUCGCAAAGGAAAUUACGCUGAACGUGUUGGAGCUGGUGCCCCAGUCUACCUCGCAGCAGUUUUGGAGUACUUGGCUGCUGAAGUUCUGGAGUUGGCUGGUAAUGCUGCUCGUGACAACAAGAAGACUCGUAUCAUUCCACGUCACCUUCAACUGGCCAUCCGCAAUGAUGAAGAGCUGAACAAACUUCUUGGUGGUGUGACAAUUGCUCAGGGAGGAGUGUUGCCUAACAUCCAAGCUGUUCUCCUGCCCAAGAAAACUGACAAGGUUAAGCCAUAA